CACCUGCGGACAAGAGAAAUGCCUUUCGCUAAGUUGUUUAAGAGGCAGAGGUUGAGGAUCUUCUCAGUCCUCCUCAUGGGUAUGUUCCUUACCUUUGUCCUUUGGGAGACUGGCUCCAACAGGCACUCAUUGCCUGAUAUGAGAAUACCACAGCAGUUCUCUGUGGACCUGCCUGGCUGCUUGGCUAUCAUCAGUGGAAAUGUGGACGGUAAGAAAGAUGAUUUAGAAGUGCUUCUGGGAUCCAGGAAAAGACAGAAACCUUUAUCGGAGGACUUCUACUUGAACGUGACAAAGGACUGUCCAUCUUACAUUGACAAGAGAGGUUUCAUCACAGAGCCUCUCAGUGAAGAGGAGAAGGAUUUUCCCAUCGCCUACUCCAUGGUGAUCCAUGAGAAGAUUGAGAUGUUUGAGCGACUUCUACGAGCUGUUUACUCUCCUCAGAACAUCUACUGUGUGCAUGUGGACCAGAAAUCCUCUAAAGAAUUUCAGAAGGCUGUGGAGGCAAUCGUUUCCUGCUUUCCUAAUGUGUUUAUUGCCAGUAAAUUAGAAAGAGUCGUCUAUGCCUCAUGGUCCCGAGUGCAGGCAGAUUUGAACUGCAUGAAAGACCUUCUGGACUCACGCGUCCAGUGGAGGUACCUGCUGAACACCUGUGGGACAGACUUCCCCAUCAAAACCAACGGAGAGAUGGUUCAGGCACUGAAGGUCCUCAACGGGAAAAACAGCAUGGAGACGGAGGCCACAAAUGACUACAAGAAAACCCGCUGGCUGUAUCACUACAAUGUAACGGACUCUGUAGUAAAGACAGAUGUGAAGAAGAGUCCUCCACCCAUUAGCAGCCCAAUGUUCACAGGAAAUGCUUACUUUGUGGUCACGAGAGCCUUUGUAAAACAUGUGAUGGAGGACAGAGAGGUUCAGCAACUCCUGGAGUGGGAGAAAGACACAUUCAGCCCUGAUGAGCACUUGUGGGCCACCCUACAGAGGAUGCCCUCUGUUCCUGGAUCAAUGCCUGCCAACGACAAGUACGACAUGUCAGACAUGCAAGCCCUCGCUCGUGUGGUGAAGUGGGGCUAUUUAGCAGGAGAUGUGAAAAAAGGAGCCCCGUAUUAUCAUUGCACUGGCACAUAUAGAAGAUCAGUUUGUGUGUAUGGAGCCGGGGACCUCCCGUGGCUCCUGAGACAACACCACCUCUUUGCAAAUAAGAUGGACCCUGAGGUUGAUGAUAUUGCUAUUAGAUGUAUGGAGUCAGUUCUGCGUUUCAAAGCUUUAGGCCAUGACCCACUGUUAAGGGAUGAAUACUCCACUAAUUAAAGCUGAUAAUCAUUUGAAAUGUGAAAUAUAGAUUGUCUCAUUGAUAUGCUGUUGCUGAUGUCACAGCUUUGGUCACCGUUUACUUCCAAUCAGGUAUCAAGGAAACUACAAGUUUAACAGUUAUUAGUUUAUUGUUUUUGUUUUUUAAGGUUUCCUUGUCAGCUAUUGCACAACAGAAAAUAUAUUUGAUUUACAAUGUUUACAUUAUCAAGUUUGAACUGGUCUAUAAUGUAUUAGAUAUGUCAACAUUUUAUAGAUAAUAAUGGGUAAAUAUAUUCUAGCAAUCAUAUUCAUGUAUUCUAUGUUAUAUUGUUAUGGGUUUUAUAUAUUAAAAUAUAUGUGCAAUAAUAUAUAUAUAUAUUGCACACAUGUACAUAUAUAUAUAAGCAACCAUAUUAAUGUAUUAUUUCUGUCUCUUAAUGACAUUUUUAUAAAUUAUUCUGUGGCUGUUGUUAGUAUAUUGUUGUGAUCUUCUGUAUUCUCCCAUACGUUUUUAACAUUUUUAUAUUAUUGUCAAGUUAUUAAUAUGGAUGUUGUAAUUUCUGAUAAUACUCCUGUCCUUUAUUCAUAUGAUUUCAAUUUAAUCUGUAUUUGUGAUGCCAUCUAGUGGACUGUAAGUGGAAGGUGUACAAAGCAAAGUUUGGUAUUUAUUAUGUGAAUGUUGAAUAUUUCUUUUGUAACCACUAGAAAACUGUGACCAAAUGUUAUAAAAACCCCCAAAACAAAACAAUGAUGUGGAUCCAUGACUUUACUUGGAGAAAAUGUU
Epinephelus fuscoguttatus (brown-marbled grouper) is the source of this 2074-nucleotide messenger RNA. Its product is annotated as beta-1,3-galactosyl-O-glycosyl-glycoprotein beta-1,6-N-acetylglucosaminyltransferase 3-like. The coding region runs from base 19 to 1308 and encodes 429 amino acids. Gene Ontology annotation, cellular component: membrane. The transcript has a single exon. Gene Ontology annotation, molecular function: acetylglucosaminyltransferase activity. The record is from RefSeq and is a predicted model, not a curated record. NCBI's taxonomy places the organism in Eukaryota, Metazoa, Chordata, Actinopteri, Perciformes, Serranidae.